Messenger RNA from Fusarium redolens, 2220 nucleotides. RefSeq names its product fungal-specific transcription factor domain-containing protein. Gene Ontology annotation, biological process: positive regulation of transcription by RNA polymerase II. Lineage: Eukaryota; Fungi; Ascomycota; Sordariomycetes; Hypocreales; Nectriaceae. Gene Ontology annotation, cellular component: nucleus. Gene Ontology annotation, molecular function: zinc ion binding; transcription cis-regulatory region binding; DNA-binding transcription factor activity, RNA polymerase II-specific. The transcript has a single exon. The coding region runs from base 27 to 1865 and encodes 612 amino acids. The record is from RefSeq and is a predicted model, not a curated record.
CUCUUGCAUAAUCGCGAUUACCAACAAUGAGAAACAACAAGAGCUGCUGGGUCUGUCGCGUGCGCCACAAGAAAUGCGACGAGACUUACCCGACUUGCGAAAAUUGUGCCGCGCUCGGAUUGACGUGUCAUUUCGCCGAUCGGAAGCCAGAAUGGAUGGACAAUGGAGACCGACAGCGUCAGAUGAGCCAACGGCUGAAGGCGCAGGUCAAACGGAAUACAAGAAACAAAAGAGGCAGGCAAAUGAUACAGAGGAUUACUCAGACAAUCCAAGAUCAGGAACCUCCACUAGUUGAAGCCCCCAUCUCAUAUACAACCCUUACUCCAGGCCCAACACCGCCUAUCCCAACGACUUCGGACUCCCUGGAUAACACGACACCAGCCUCUUGGCCCAGCAGCGUCGACACCGUCGCCUUAUCCAACACUGAAAAUAGCGCGCUCAAUACCGGAACCACCCUUGACCUCCCACUGCGCGAUACUCCCGAGCGAUUCCUCUUCGGAAAUAGCUUUCGUGAAUCUCUCAAUGUCAAUCUUCAAGGUGAAGAAGAUUUACGGUUUCUGAUGGCCUACAAAGACUAUGUGUUUCCCCUUCUUCACCCAUUCUACAACCCCUGUUUCUUCGAGGGAGGCCACAAUUGGCUUCUCGUCGCCGCCUUCAGGAACCCAGAGUCAAGACAAUUGAUCGUUAGCCUGUGUACGUACUUCUUCUCAGUCGUACCACUCGUUCCUGGGGCAGGAUAUACACUUUGCUCAACUUUCGCAUGGGACCAAGUUCAGCGGCAAUCGGAGCAAGCUUUCAGGGGAAUGCAGCACAGAGUCGAGAUGCUUGGUGUUAGUGCCAAUUUAUGGGAGAGGACCCAUUUGUUCGGUGAUAUCAUGCUCUUGCUUGAGUUUGAGACUAUGACUCAGUAUUCGCAGGCCUGGAGACCUCACCUCGAUGCUGCCAUCAUUCUGUUUAAGCAAAUACUCGCUUCUCCAGAGAUGAAGCAUAUUGUCUGGCGGAUAACCUUUGAUCCGACGGAGAUAUCAGCCGAAGACGCGGACAUAAUCAACACGUCGGGCCUUCAUCUGUUUUGCUCGACGCAAGUGGCUCUACGCUUCUUUACCACCAAGAUCAUCAUCGCAGACAUCGUAUCUAGCAGCGCACUCGAGAAGAGUCCACGACUCAGUGAGCAUUAUGGGAAAUUGAUGACUGGCCAAGGAGAAGCCAGUUUAAACUUGAAGGAUGUGACUGGAUGCGAGAACUGGGUCUACCUCAGUAUUGCGGAGACAGUUGCUCUUGACGUUUGGAAGAAGGAGACGAAAAUGAAUGGCACAUUUUCACUUAUGGCUUUGGUUCAACGGGCAGGCAAGAUUAUUGAAAAGCUUGAUCGUGGUCUGGCUAUGCUGAAGGAUGAUGAAAGCCGUGUGCAAGACGCGCCUCAUCAGCGAGGGGAGCUCUUCGCAGAAUUUACUCUACUACGAAAUAUGCGUCCUCCACAGGAAGCUUACCACGCCAUUACUCGGAUCUGGGCAAACGCCGCAAGACUGUACCUCAUCGUGGUCCUCUCUGGCUGGGAUCCUGAAACGACCGAAGUGGUUGACCUCGUAUCUGCGACCUUGAACUUGCUGGAAAGUUUGAGGACGCCAAGCUGGUUGAUGCCGCUAGCGUGGCCUUUCUGCGUUACAGGGUGUUUGGCGCCCGAAGGUCAAGAAACGGCAGUGGAAAGCAUCCUUGACAGAACGAAGCCACUGAGUAAUGUGGGCGGCUUGAUUGAAGCUAUGAAGAUUGUUCGGCAAACGUGGAAGCGGCGAGGGGUGUUGAAAAAAGACUGGGACAUGGCGGCUUGUUUUAAGAGUUUGGAUAAUAUUCCGUUGUUGGUUUGAACUAUCGGGUUUGCUGUGGACGGUAGAGAAAGGCCGAGGGGAAGUCACCGCUCAGAUAAGGAUCGACGGAGGGAAGGGAGGCAUACCACACAUGGUUAACAAUGUGUGGUAUAUUAAUGCCGGGAUAGGAAAGAGAUGCCUAGACGAUGCCCCCGUUGACAGCCAGCUGGCUCAGGGGUAUUAGUAGCAAAGUUCACUUUGAGAGACCGCCGUGUUGUCUCGUUCUGGUAGACUGGCUUGCAGGGUCAGGUAUCCAAGCAGCUAGUACGGGCGCGUGGGUCUCAGAGCCUAGGUUUACCUAUCGAGCAUUGUCGAAGUUAGCAAACAACAUUGUGAUAGACUGAAAUAAGAUAGG